UAGUAUCGGUUUGGUGCUUAAAAUGAGUGGUCAGAGCCCUUAGUUCGGAAGUAAAAAUUGAACGAAUCUGAUAUUACUGGAGGUGAGACAGAAUUAAGACUGAAAACGAACCUUUUGAAAACCACAACUCACGAAAACGAAUAAAUUUACACCAAAAUGAAGUGGAAAAUCUUGGUGCCGUUUGUUUUGUGUUCGACAUUUACAAUGUGGCUCAGUGUGGGGGCUGAACAGUUUUAUUGUGACUAUGAAUCGGAAUCAGAUCCAAAUGACUUUUCGAUGAGAGACCAACAUAACCACAACGACUUGACCUACAAAAUCACAUCGUAUACGAAUAAACUAUCAACAUCGGAAGUCAACGAUGUCAUAGCGGAAGCAUUCAACGCUUGGUCUGCAGUUACAGAUCUAACAUUUAGAAAAAUAGACAGUGGCAAACCGGAUAUUGACAUUAAGUUUGCGGAACAAAAUCAUGGAUGUAGAAAGACGUUCGAUGGACCGCGAGGAAUUCUAGGUCACGCUUCUAAGAGAUAUGUACAUUUUGAUGAUAGCGAAAAUUGGUCCACGCAGGUUAACAGUGGCAGUGUCAAUUUAUAUUCAAUUGCGGUUCACGAAAUUGGACAUUCGCUGGGAUUGGGUCACUCUACGUUUGACGAAUCAAUAAUGUACCACAGGUACAGACCGAGUAAUGUAAUAACGAAAUUGCACCGUGACGAUAUUGAUGGCAUUCAGAAGUUGUAUGGCGCAAAGACCACAUCGGGAAGUGGAAAUGGUAACAGUGGUGGUGGUGGUGGUGCAUUAACUGAUUGCUGGACGACAGGUUGCCAACUGAAUACAUGGGCCGUGGUAGGCUGCCAACAUUAUCAACGAGUAGAGAAAAGUAAGACUGCAUGCCACGGAGGAUAUAUGUACGAAUGCUGCAUAGGAAGUUCGGAACGCAGACAGCCUCGCACACAGUCAACUGGAACAACAUCACGUUCAUGGUCAGAAUGCUGGACGACAGGAUGUCAACUGAAUUCGUGGGCGGUGGUUGGUUGCGGGCAUUAUGGAAUGACUCAGAUCGAGAAAUUCAGCUGUCCUGGAGGAAAUAAGUAUAAGUGUUGCAAGUGAAAUCCGAUUUUUGUGGCUGAGAAUAGAACACCACAUUCGUAUCAAGUAGCAUAAAAUUGAUGCGACAGCAUGCUUUUUGAUGAUGGAAUAAAGCAAGAU
Messenger RNA from Bradysia coprophila, 1203 nucleotides. RefSeq names its product matrix metalloproteinase-26-like. Gene Ontology annotation, biological process: proteolysis; collagen catabolic process; extracellular matrix organization. The record is from RefSeq and is a predicted model, not a curated record. Gene Ontology annotation, molecular function: zinc ion binding; metalloendopeptidase activity. Gene Ontology annotation, cellular component: extracellular matrix. Lineage: Eukaryota; Metazoa; Arthropoda; Insecta; Diptera; Sciaridae.